UGACUCACAGAGGCGGCUCACCACUGGCGCACGGACCGUGGAGGAUACGGGCAGAAGAUGGCUGACUUAGCCGGGGACCGCAAGCCCUCGGCGGCAUCACCAGCGUCACACGGGCCGCUGAAAAGCUGCAAGACAUCCGCCGUCUGGCGACUGUAAACAGCUGCCGCUGCCUCUCAACCCCUCCUCUCCCCUCCUCACCGCAAAUAUUGACAGAAGUAACACAGAGAAAACAUGGCAGAGAUGGAAAAAGAGGGCAGACCUCCGGAAAAUAAAAGAAGCCGAAAACCAGCUCACCCGGUGAAAAGGGAAAUAAAUGAAGAGAUGAAGAGUUUUGCAGAGAACACCAUGAACGAGCUGCUGGGCUGGUACGGCUACGACAAGGUGGAGCUGCGAGAUUCAGACAACCUGGAGAUAGGGGAGACGCCACAGCACAUUUCUGUACUCAAAGAAAACUCGUUGCCAAAAAUCCCAGCUUCAGCAGAGAGCGGCGAAGGCUCUCCGGAUCGAGCCAACAGCUCUCACUCGUUGCCAGCCUCCAGGAACGGAGUCACAGAGCCCUCCACCACACCGUCCACCUCCACGCCCAGCACCAAGGAACAUGGCAACAUGCCCAUCAUGGUCCCUAUGAUCCCCCCACCGCUAAUCAAACCCCCUGCAGAUGAGGAUGCAUCCAAUGUUCAAAUCAUGUGUGCGUGGUGCCAGAAGGUCGGCGUCAAACGCUAUUCUCUGAGCAUGGGAAGUGAAUUGAAGAGUUUCUGCAGUGAGAAGUGCUUCGCAGCCUGCCGCAGAGCCUAUUUUAAGAGGAACAAGCUGGGAUAUAUAAGGAAUUACACUGCGAGAGACGACGAUGGCCUCGGUGGGAAAUUACCCCAGCACAGCUUUACUCAGGACACGCCCAGGCUUGUCUUCAAGACAAACAGCGAUGUGCUUGUGUGUGAUUGGUGCAAACACAUUCGACACACAAAGGAGUACCUGGACUUUGGUGCUGGUGAGCGGAGGCUGCAGUUCUGCAGUGCCAAAUGCCUGAACCAAUAUAAGAUGGAUAUUUUCUACAAGGAGACCCAAGCUGCACUGCCUGGAGCACUGUGCAACCCAGGACACGGACCCCCUGUCGAUGGUAAGGUGGAGUGCAGUGGAGGCGUUCAGCUGCUCACUCCUGAAUCCUGGGGAACGCCAUUAACAGAUCUUCGACGUAAGGCUCCAUCACCAGGGGGACCUUCCACCACCUCUGCAUUGGCCUCUUCUACUUCCUCUGUCACCUCACCCUCAGACAAUGCUGCUGUCUGCUCCCCAUCCUCAUCUUCCUCAGCUAAGAUCCCCACACCCAGACCACAUGAGAGCCCCACACUCCCUCCUCCACCUGUUCCUACUUUGCACCCACCUGUUGGGGUUCCCUCUGGGAGCCCUCCCAUGGUAAUGACACCUCGGGGGCCCAUGCCUCUGCCUCUGUUCAUGGAGCAUCAGAUGAUGCAGCAAAUCCGUCCACCCUUUCUUCGCCCCUCUGCCCACCCAGCAGGGCCCAACAGUCCCCUUUCAAAUCCUAUGAUCCCUGGUAUUGGUCCACCACCUCCCCCUAGGCCCCUUGGUCCAGCAUCCAGCCCCAUGCACAGGCCCCUGCUUUCGCCACAUGUCCAUCCCUCUUCUAAUCCCAACCCCGGCAUGAUGCCUCCCCACCCUGGUAUCCCAAUGCCGGGCCUUCCCCCCUUUCCUCCAGUCAACAUGAUGCCCAAUGGACCGAUCCCCCUGCCUCCAAUGAUGAACUUUGGCAUGCCAUCCUUGGCCCCACUGGUACCCCCACCUACUCUCUUAGUUCCUUAUCCUGUUAUAGUACCUCUCCCAGUCCCAAUACCCAUUCCAAUACCCAUCCCAAUCAGCCCUAAAACAUCCAGGGACCAGCAGGAAAACAGUGGUCCUGUUCGUAGUGCUCCAGAGUCCUCAGAAGCUUCAUCUUCGCGGGGCCAUUCUCCAGGUAUGUCUGGAGGAGACAGAGGGGAACAUAAAGUAGAGCCAGCUGGUGCUGAGCACCUGUCUCCUGGACGCUCUGGCUCAGAGAGAAGCAGGGCAGUGGUGGACUUGACUGUGAAGGCAGAGGACAAUUCGGGAAACCUUUGUAUAACCAGUGGCUCAAGAGGAAUUGAUGGGGUUAUUGAUUUAACUGUGGGUCAGAGGUCAUGCCAACAGCAGGUCAUUCAGAGGGUGCUCCCUGGAGUGCAGGUCAAAGUAGAAGCAGAGGUUGAGUCAAGAUCUCCACCAGCUGCAGGGCUAGGGAGAGAAGAAAAAGGAGGCCAGGAUGGGACAGAAGGGACCUUCUCACAGGGUCUUCCCAACGCUAUAGAGGCUGAGGCACAUUCAUACACACUGGAAUCAUCUGGCUCACCAUCCAGCAACAACAGCCCUUCUUGCAAUGCUAAUCCAGCCACAAGCCAACUUAAUUCUUGUAUUUCUAACCCACAACCCUUAUCUACCACAGCACGGAAUCAGCCCCAACCUCCAACCCAGGAUCAAAAUAGCCCAGCUGCUCUGUGUAAUGUCAUAGUCAACGGUACAGGAUGGCAUUCCCUUCUCACUCCUGCCUUUGAAUCUGACCGUAAAGGAGAGGGGGUUACAGGAGAAGGACAGGAGCAGCCAGCCAACGGUGAGCUGGAACGGGAGGCACUGAAAGAGAACAAUUGCUCAGUGGGAGAAUGGGAGCCAGGGAAGAGGGGCUCAGUACAAGACGAGAUGGCAGAAAUAGGGGAGGGUAAGCCAGAUCCUGACUCCAACUUGGAGGAGGGUGAGCAUGCCUAUGCCCUGCCGCUGCUCUCCACCGGAGGCUGUGUGGUCAUCCAGCCUGUGCCAAAGCCCGGUGCUGACAAGACGGCCUACCUGUCCUGCUCCAUCAGUGCACCGCUUUCAGCUGGAGGGAGCCCAGAGCUGGAGCCGCCGCUGAAGAGGAGGUGUCUGCGAAUCCGCAAUCAAAACAAAUGAGAUGGUUGCUCUGAGGACCGCAGUGCCAUCAGUGACACUCACUUGUCCGUCCCCCUACCCUCCAACUCUCACCCUUUACCACUCCACGUCCGCACACAAAUACAUUGUCCCCGUCCUCCCUCAUCGUCCGUUCUACCAGCACCACAAAUCGCCUUCAAUGACUGAUUAGAGUCCAACCAAACAUGUUGAUGUGUAUCAUAGCAGAGCGAACAGGACUCCUUUUGUCUGUGUGACGGAUGCUCUAACUGAACUUCUACAGACAUGAUGUCAUGGCCAGCAAGACUGCUUUGACCUUUGAAUUAUGGACAGUAUAUCCCUGCAACAGGAGGACUUUACCCCACUGCUUCUCUCUACGUUUAGAGACUCCCAGCCCACACUGCCCCUUUAACUGCCCCCAUCUCUUCAUUCAAAGUGAUCUCUAUAAUGUUUGGUACAAUAAACCAUAGUGUCCAGUACUUAAAGCUGCUCCUGGGAAAUUGACAAAGGAGCCCCCAAAGGAAAUCUUCAUCCCUUUCUUAAACACUCUGGUCCAACUUGAUCCUAAUCCCUGAAGUUUUUAUUCUCAAGAUCUCCAGAAUUUUCACUAUAGAGCCACACAGCUGACAAAAAAGGACCUUUGCUUGUCCACAACCAGCAUAUACUGUAUAUACUUGCCAACCUGACAUCAAGAGUUUUGAUUUUAACAGAUGGUAGCUACAAAUGAGCAUAAAACAAAUGCAUACAGUCAGUGCAAUACAUUUCAUUAAGUUUAAGGUGCAUGAAAAUGAAGGAUGAUUUAAUAAGACUUAUCAGUCAAAGGCUGGAUAACAGCUCUUGGACAUGAAAAUACCUUCAGCUAUGUUGAAAAAAAAUCCCCACUGAAUCAGCAAACUGAAGGAUAAAAUAUUAAGUUUCACCAGCAAAUAAUGGCAUGUGGGUGGAAUCACACUGUCUGCCAUUUUUCUGUUGCAUCUAUCAGUUUGUUCUUGAACCUCAUGGAGUUUAGUCACAUAUUAUCACGCCAGAUUCAAAUAGAGUUGCCAUGAUAAUCAUUCCCGCUAUCACAUACCAUCGGAAUGCUUUCUAUGUGCUUCAACAAUAAGCCACGCAAGAAUCAGUAAUAAAAGGCUCCUGCUGUUUGAGAGCAAUUCAAGGCUUACUGCACUUCCAAAAGAACCGAAAUGGCAUGGCAAUGUAGGAACUCUGCCAACCUGCAAUGGGUACUCACUACCGCAGGCUAGUACUUAAUCUUUUCUAUAAUACAUUUGCAGUGAUGUUCCUGUCAUGGGUUAGUUUGAGACUGACUGCACUGAAUUUAGAGAGGGCAGAAGGAAGCUUGGUCUUUCAUAAAUAAUUCUCUAGGGACCUGGAGGAAAAGUGCUGAAGUAACACGACAGAAAUAUUUAAACAAUAAGUAAAGUGAAAACAAAUUCAUUUCGAAAUCUUCUUUUGCUUCUCUGCAGAAUCUGCCUUUACAUUACCUCUUUUUUUUUGCCAAUGAUUAUUUGUCUUAAGCCAAAUCUAAAGCCAGUGUUGUUCUGUUUUCAUAGUCAUGCUCACGGCACAGCUUUUACUAAAGGCAACCCUACUGUCACCUAUCAGUUACAAUGCAGCUUAAGCUAUGAAAAACAGAGCCAGUGUUGAGUUUACACUCUUAUGCAGGAGGUACAUUGUACCAGUUUGAGAUAAGUGACUAUCAUAUGCCAAAGGCUGCAGGUGUGUUGAAACAAAACAUGUCACCUGUGUUUCAGUCAAGAACUGAAGAUUUGAUUUGAUAGAUAAUUUCUAGUUGCCAAAAUAAGAAGCACUUGAUUUGAGGAAGAAAGAAAGAUACAGUAGUACAUGAGAAACAGUAUUACCGCUCGUGGUGAGAUGUGAAGGUGAAAUGCAGUUCUAGAUUAAAAAGAUGUAACAUGACUUUAGGAUCCUUGAUCCUGCAUUACAUUGAUAUGUAGCCCCUUUCUAUUUCACAGUUUACCUUUGUUUUAUUCCAUUCUGUCAUGGUUCAACAAUGUGUAGUGUGGUCAAAUAAGGCCCAACAUAUUAUUUAUACAUACAUACAUCCACAGAUGCACACAUCACAGAUCUGUAUACUCAUGACACAGGUUCACAGACAAUGCACAUAGUAAUUUUAACUUGGUGUGUGUGUGUGUGUGUGUGUGUGUGUGUGUGUGUGUGAGGCAGGUGCAAGCAGAGAGCCCAGUUGAGAUUACAGAGUGUUGACUCAGAGUAAGCAGUGUGCAACUCUAUCUGCGCCUGUUAGUCAGGCAUUUAGGCUUAGCUUGCUGCUUGCCAAGGCCCUGCUUUGGUGUCACUUUAAGCAUUUCCUUGCCCCAGCUUCAUUUCUCUCAAAACCGAGGCAGUGGAAAAAAAACGGUCUUUCUAAGCAGCCUUUUUUUCUCUGUUUUUAAUUAAUCCAUAUGAAUCAGUUUUCCCUUUGAUUACAGUUUCUCUAAGUAUCGUGAGGUUUCCACACACAGGCCAUUCUUAAAAAGAGAGGAGGCUGAUAUUUUUCUGUCCGGCCAUGAGUUGAAUAAUCGUGAAUCUUUUAGUGAGAGCAAUGAUGCGAGGGCUGAUGAUUCAUCUGCUUGGUGUUAGUAGGGGAGAGCUUUUCUCCAAAUUUGUAACCCUAACUCAGAAAGAAGAGGAUCAACCCUUUAAAAAAGGUUGUUAGAGGUUGUAUUGUUCUACAUGACAUGUACGGCAGAAUGAAACAUGUUUAUCCUACUAGCAGUGCAGACUUAUGAAGUCUAUGUUGGCACUUUGCCAUAAAAUGAACUGAGCACAUUCAUGGGAAUCAGAGGAAUGUAGAUGCUCCUCUCUGUUUCCUCAUGCAUCACCCUUUGAAGAAAUGCUAACAGUCAUAUUUCAGAUUAACUGUUGGGCAACUCCUGGUAACAUUUUAUAUUAAGGUAUGCAUAUUCAUCAUGAACUAGUUGAUUACUAGCAAAUUUAUAAGUGGCACACUGACUUAAUCCUUAUAAAGCACUUAUUAUUAACUCAUUGUGCAAAUCAUUAAUAGUUUUUCUCUGUAACCUCUGAGUAUUGCAUAUUAAUAGGAAGUAAGUCAGUUUUGGUACAUACUGAAUACAUGUACAUUAAUAUGAUGUGUUACCAAACUCCCUUCCCCGAGGACAUAUUCUGAGUUAACCUCUUAACCUUUUGUCUCCGACUAUGAGGCCAAACAGUACAUUUCUGACUACUGCUCUUAAAAAGAGUUUCAGUACAAGAGCAUUAUCUUCCCCUGGAAGAUAAAGUUUCUUUUGUACAUGCUGUACAUUUUUAAUAUAACAUGUUACCAAAUGCCCUUCCUAAAGGACAAAUUCUUAUUUUGAUCUCUUGACCCUUUGUCUCCAACUAGGAGGCCAAACAGUACAUUUUUGACUACUGAUCUUAAAGAGAAUUGCAGUAGACUAGCAUUAUCUUUACCUGAAUAUGAAAAGGUGGAGGCGGCUCCACUUUUAAUGAGAUGCCAACUGCAGUCCAUUGUUUUGUCUGUUGUUUCUCCAUGCUUGACACUCCCACACACAGACUCAUCACAAAGUCACACAUACAGAUAGACAAAACAUCACGCCUAAUUGUGUCUGAUCCUAUUCCGCACCAUUUUGUGUUAUAGCGUUGCAAACGGUAUACUGUCCAUGUCUGAGACCGAUGUUGAAGAUGUGGCAGUCCUGGACUAUUGAAUCAGUCCCUGUGAUGGCAAACAGACUUGUGACAAAUCUCCAGCAUUCCUUUUUGAUGAUGGACUACAGGCCUGGUCAACAGCCUGAAUUAUGCAAUGACAACUAUCUCCAACCCUGAUAGAGACACGUGGUCCACAGACAAAUUAAAACACGACAUGACUUCAUGUUACUUUUCAAAAACAACAGAGAAGUUGCCUUAACUCUUGCUUGUAUAAUCUCUACAGUUAAGACAAUGAUGCCCGCUUGUAAAGAAGACUCUCCCUUCUUUGUACAAAAUGAAAUAUACCAGAAACAACAACUUUGUUAUCUUGCUAGUGUCAAUGUAUAGAUGAUCAGCUUUUUCUGUAACUUGUAUGGACCGUCACAUUUUUGCUAAGAAGAAACCCUCCUCCCAACUUCCUUGUUCCUAAACAUCCGAUCUGUUCAACGUUUUAACUCGUGGUGGACUGUCAAUCUUUUUGUGUACAUUUUAUAGUAUUAUUUAUUGUUGACAAGUUUUGCAUUUGCAGAUAAUAAAAAAGUGAAGGUGGUUUGACCUGAGCAUUCUAUUCCAAUGUAAAUGCCUGGUGAACAGUGAAAUGCUUUUUUAAUUAUUAAACUGGAGAAAACAGUAAUAUGAGGAGAUGAUCUUCUGUCUUUUUCUUAUGACGUUGUAACAUGUACAUAACAUGUGGCCAAAAUUGCUUUGGAAAAUAAUCUUUUUUUUGUGUUGUAACAGUAUUUGUUUUAUCCAGUGAAUUGCUCAUGAAGACAAAUAAAUAAGAGGCACACACAA
Molecule: messenger RNA, 7404 nt
Organism: Sphaeramia orbicularis (orbiculate cardinalfish)
Lineage: Eukaryota; Metazoa; Chordata; Actinopteri; Kurtiformes; Apogonidae
Gene: sobpa
Product: sine oculis binding protein homolog (Drosophila) a
Exons: 8
Coding region: 232-2967 (911 amino acids)
Biological process (GO): animal organ development
Cellular component (GO): nucleus
Source: RefSeq, a predicted model, not a curated record